AGUAUUCGCCUUGAACUCCCAUCCCCAUGCUUUUCCUGUUCAUGUUGCCACGUGGCGGGCCAGGUCACUAACACAGUUCCAACCUGUUUGUCUGGUGCGUUUCAGCGUUCCGCAGGACGCUUCCGUCGUUUUUCUCUACAUUUUCUCAGUCGUUGUGCAUCAAUUGAAUCCUUACUCUUUUCGUGCUCCGAAUUGUUCCGUUGGACGUCGCGACCCGUUCUCUGUCCAGGCCAUUAGCUUGCGAAAUCCGCAAUGGCUCUAUCUCCCGGUGCUGUCCUUCGGAUCACCCGUCUCGCCUCGCUGCCGCCUCUCUCGACGGUGACCGAUGUUGUUCUUGCCUACAUUGAACAGAAUCUGAAAUCCGCGGGAGACUUCACUUUCUCAGUGCAGCCGGACACGUCGUCCACUCCGGCCGCCCCCUUCCGCAUUGCCGUCGAAACGAAAAAGGGGGAACAGCCCAGCCCGAUCGCUGCUGGCGAGGCGUUGUCGGAUUAUGCGGCAGCGCGGUGCAUCGCCCGCCUAGCCGCUUCUACUGGUGAUCCUUUCGCUUCUCUCUUGAAAGCGAGCGGUGCCCCUGGGGGAGUCGAGGCAGCGGUCGACGUCUGCGAGCAAUGGGCAGCCUUCUACGGCGUUUCGGGCAAAGCACCUGAGGCCUCGGACAACCCUGGACUAUCAGCCUGCAUUGACUUCUUCGCGCGCCGAUUUUCGACUUCGUCGUCGUUCCUGUUCGGCACCCCGCAGCCGUCGCUGGCGGACAUGACCUUAUUCGCUUUGCUCAAGGCUCACCCAGCAGCUCAGACAGCAUUGUCUUCCGCGCUCCGAACGUCUGAGACUGCGGCAAAGCAUUUCUCGUCCUGGUCUGCUUGCGUUGCCAAGGCCAUCCCGGGAGCUGGUGCCCUUUCUGGUGCGGGCGCCAAAGGCACCGACCGCGCGAAAGGCAAAAGCGGCGAGAUGGUGGGCCAGGGCGCCGGAGUUGCUUCCGAGGCCGUUGACGGCCCUGACGCGACGACUUCUGUGAACUUUUUGAAGCAGAUUGUCGAGGAAGACCUCCGGACAGGAAAGCACAAAACUGUGAUCACGCGUUUCCCGCCCGAACCGAACGGGUUUUUGCACUUGGGUCACGCCAAAAGUGUCUGUCUGAACUUUGGCCUUGCCAAGGCCUUCGGAGGCAGGUGCCACCUGCGAUUCGACGACACCAACCCCAUGAAGGAGGAGACGCGAUACAUCGAAUCGAUUCAAAGAGAUGUCAGAUGGCUCGGUGGCGACUGGGGAAACCAUUUAUAUUACGCCAGUGACUAUUUUCAGCAACUAUAUGACUGGGCUGAGUUACUGAUCAAGAAAGGCCUCGCGUUCGUUGACGAUGAUUCAUUGGAGGAAAUUAGGCGAAAACGUGGAAGCAUCUCGCAGCCUGGAGAGAACAGUCCGUUCCGAGAGCGAUCCAUUGAAGAGAAUCUUGAUCUCUUUAGAAGGAUGCGUGCGGGCGAAUUCGAAGAGGGCAGCCGCGUGCUACGAGCCAAGAUUGACAUGACGCACAGCAACAUGAACAUGCGUGACCCUGUACUGUAUCGCAUUCUCAAGAAAGAGCAUCCCCGUACAGGCAACCAGUGGGUGAUUUAUCCCAUGUACGACUAUGCACACGGCCAGAGUGACUCCAUCGAGAAUAUCACUCACUCCAUCUGCACUUUGGAGUUCGAUCUGCACCGCAUCCUAUACGACUGGUUCCAGGAAAAACUGGAAAUCACGCGGACCAGGCAAAUCGAGUUUGCUCGCCUCAAUGUCACGUACACUGUGAUGAGCAAGCGCAAGCUUCUGGCCUUAGUUACCGAGAAGUGGGUUGACGGAUGGGAUGAUCCCCGCCUCCCGACGCUGUCCGGUCUGAGACGUCGAGGGGUCCCUCCCAGUGCGUUGCGAGAUUUCUGCGACAAGGUCGGAGUUGCCAGACGUGAGAGCACCAUUAAGGUCGAGGUUCUGGAAAAGUGCAUCAGGGACGCGCUGCACGUGGUCGCUCAUCGUCGCUUCGCUAUCCAGGACCCAAUCGCCGUCACAAUCACCAACUACGGCGAUAAGGUCGAGACGAUAACAGCGGCCAAUCACCCGGAAGAUGAGUCCUUUGGGACGAGAGAACUCCACUUCAGCAAGAAGCUGUACAUUGACCGCGAUGACUUCAUGGAGAACCCGCCGGCAGGGUAUCGUCGUUUGGCACCAGGUGCCGAAGUUCGCCUCAAGCAUGCGUACUGGAUUAAAUGUGUGGACGUCGUCAAGGAUGCAAGCGGUCUCGUGACGGAGCUCCUGUGUACCUAUGACCCGCAAACAAAGAACUGCUCUGUGGCCCCUGACGGUCGCAAAGUCAAGGGCGCAAUCCACUGGCUUUCUGAGAAAGACGCCGUGCCCGCGGAGAUUAGGAUCUUCGGUCGCCUGUUCACCAAGCCGAACCCCGAGGAGGAAGACGAGAGCAACCCUAACGCAAGUUGGCGGGAAAACAUCAACAAAGAGUCGCUGAAGGUGUACAAGGGCUUCGUCGAGCGAUCGGCAGCCGACUCCGCCGCGUUCCCGCCACAGUCUUCACUCCAGUUCGAGCGCCUUGGCUUCUUUACGCCUGACGGUUCGACUUUGCCGGAGGAGGCAGACAACACCAAAACGAGAACUCUGCCCGUCUUUAAUUUGACCGUUGCUCUCCAGGAAGGGUUCACCGCAGCAGACGACGCGGAAAAGGAUAAAACGAAGCAGCAGGAGCGACUGGCAAGAGAGAAAGCUGCUCUUGAGCGACAGAAGAAGAAGGAAGAAAAGGAGGCACGCAAGAAGAUGAAGGAGCAGCAGCAAACCGUUCAGGCGUGACUUCGGACUGCUGUGGGAAACUUUUUCUCUUGAUACACCGUGUUCAAAUGUGACCUUGCCGCAGAUUAGAGGUCACACUCAGGGCUAUAGAGAAGUUGACAGCGGCCACGGGAUGUUGUAGUGAACUUCUUACCUUCACCAGAAUGUCGUCAUGAGUUGUUGCCCCUAGCUUACGUUUGUUUGGAGAUAGCCGUAUUUCAAAAUGGCAUCCACCAAAUAGGGGUGUCUCGGUGUUGACACUAGCAACUGGUACUUCUGUUGAGUAAACACGCCGUAGACAGCGUAAAUGCAUCGAUUGUCAUUGCAUCGUUGUCGAACGAGUUUGGAUAGCAUUAAAGAAGGCGCUUUGCUUUUUCCC
Molecule: messenger RNA, 3193 nt
Organism: Toxoplasma gondii ME49
Lineage: Eukaryota; Apicomplexa; Conoidasida; Eucoccidiorida; Sarcocystidae
Product: glutaminyl-tRNA synthetase (GlnRS)
Exons: 12
Coding region: 253-2835 (860 amino acids)
Biological process (GO): translation; glutaminyl-tRNA aminoacylation
Cellular component (GO): cytosol; cytoplasm
Molecular function (GO): glutamine-tRNA ligase activity; ATP binding
Source: RefSeq, a predicted model, not a curated record